Messenger RNA from Salvia hispanica, 2171 nucleotides. Its product is annotated as condensin complex subunit 2-like. Gene Ontology annotation, cellular component: condensin complex. NCBI's taxonomy places the organism in Eukaryota, Viridiplantae, Streptophyta, Magnoliopsida, Lamiales, Lamiaceae. The record is from RefSeq and is a predicted model, not a curated record. Gene Ontology annotation, molecular function: chromatin binding. Gene Ontology annotation, biological process: mitotic chromosome condensation.
AUGGGGGAAUCCUUAAGCCCAAUUUCGAAGCAAAGAGCUGCAUUUUCCCCAAUCAAGAGCCCGCAGUUUGCAAUCGGCUCCAACGACGACAAGCUCGAAAGGGCUCAGGCACGUGCGGCACGUGCCGCCGCCAUCCGCCGGAAGCCCACCGUCGUCUCCACCUCCGUCUCGCCUGAGGCCGAUUCGUGCCUCGGGAAAGAACAGAUCCUCGAUUUGUUCCACAACUGCAUCAAAUUAGCUAGCGAAAAUAAAAUUAAUCAGAAGAAUACUUGGGAGCUGAAUUUGAUCGAUCAUCUCUGCGAGAUUGUUAAGGUCGAAGAAGAAGAUGAUACUGAAACCAAUUUCCAGAAGGCUAGUUGUACACUUGAAGCUGGGGUUAGGAUUUAUUCAAUGAGAGUGGAUUCUGUGCAUUCUGAGGCGUAUAAAGUUCUUGGAGGAAUUAAUCGGGUUGGGCAUGCAGAUGAAAAAGAUGCUGUCGAGGAUGGCAAUGUCACUGCUGGACAAGGGGAAAGUGAUGAGAAGAAAGAGCAAGGGAGAAAGUUGUCACCUUUGUCAACGCUGGAGUCAUCUUUUGCCGCCAUAAAUGUAAAGAAAUUUGAUGUUGCAUUUGCGGUGGAUCCUCUCUACCAUCAGACAUCAGCACAAUUCGACGAAGGUGGAGCAAAGGGUCUGUUGCUGAACAAUCUUGGAGUUUAUGGUAACUGCCAGGUCCUUUUUGAUUCAUUGGAAGUACCUGGGAAGUGUUCAUCUCCCGUGGCUCGAGAUGAGGGUGCUCAGGUUAUUGAUCUGUCUUUUGCUAGUGAAUGCAUUGAGCAGAUGGUGUCGGAUAUGCUUAGCAGCUCUGAAAUAUCUCCUAGCCUUAUGGCUAUAGUGAAUCAAUUGGACACAGAUAACCGAAGACAAUCUGAGUCAGCUUCGUUUGGGCAAGUUAAUGAACCUCUCGACAGGGAUGAUGAUGAUGAUGGUGUAUCUGCUGAGACGUUUGGGGGCUAUGGAGCUUGGGACGAUGAUCAUGAUGACGAAGCAAAUGUGAUAGACGAGGCUACUGAUAAUCAGGACACAACGUUCCCAAGCCAGAAUGAAGCUCCCUAUGUGGGUGACGAACAGUCAUAUGUGUAUGACCCCGAUGAGGAUGACAGAUCCAAGGAGGUUGAUAGCUAUUUGUUUUUAAGUUUGGGGUUUUCAACCAAGCAAAAUUCUUGGGCAGGUCCCAAUCACUGGAAAUUCCGGAAAACUAAAGAACCUGAGGUUCCAGCUGAGGAAAGUGGAUCACCAAAGUUGAAGAAAGCAAAAAAGAAGAAAGCAGAUUUGGAUAUUGAUUUUUCAAACACUGUCGAUACUGACAUUUCGCAAAUCUUUGAUCCUCCAAAGAAUCCGAAGUCGUUAUUACUUCCAGCAAGUAGAGCACCCUGCAACACCAGACUUCCCGAAGAUUGUCACUACCAACCAGAGGAUCUUGUGAAGCUAUUCUUGCUACCUCAUGUUUUGUGCCUCGGAAGGACUAGAACGAAGAAACUUGAUAAUGAAAAUCAACAAAGAGAUGGGUUUGAAGCAACGGCAUCUUGGGGUGAUGGAGAUGAUUUUGGUGGUGGCUUUGAUGACGGACAUGCUCAUAGUGAUGUUGAAGAGACAAGCACCCUCGUUUCUCAACCUCGACAGGUGAGCAAGAUUGAGGUUCAGUACGAUAAAACAUCGAAACAAGUUGAUGUUCACGCGCUAAAGGAAACACUAUGGGGCCAUAUACAACAACUGGAUCAAAGCCCAGUUGAGGAAGAGUCUAUCUCCUUCAAGCAAGUGUUGGCUAAUUUCCCAGAUAGCUGCAGAGCAGCACCAUCGAUUAAUGACAUCUCGACUCAUUUGUGCUUCAUUUGCCUCUUACAUCUAGCGAACGAGCAUGAGCUGAGAAUCCUCGGCUGCCCCACCAUGGACGACCUCACCGUAUGCCUCAAACCCUCAAACCUGACUUCUUAGCAUCGUCUCGUUUUGUGAUAAGUUAUGGAUAUGAUUACAAAAACAAGCUUAAUUCUCAAAUUUUAAAUGAUGAUAUUGUCACUCUACAUCAAUGGAAGCUUUUGUGUCUCGCCAUUCAAAGAAAGAAAAAAACUUUUGUUUCUCCGCUUUACUUCUUACUGAGUAGACUAGAGAGGUGAUGAAUUCAGUGAAAUUUGGAA